UUACUUAUUUGAAAGAGCCAGAGAGAGAGAGAGGUCUUCCAUCCGAUGGUUCACUCCCCAAUUGGCUGCAACGGCCGGAGCUGCACCCAUCUGAAGCCAGGAACCAGAAGCCUCCUCUGGGUCUCCCACCCGAGUGCAGGGGUCCAAGGACUUGGGCCAUCUUCUGCUUUCCCAGGCCAUAGCAGAGAGCUGGAUGGGAAGAGGAGCAGCCAGGACUCGAACCAGCACCCAUAUAGGAUGCCAGCACUGCAGGCUGUAGCUUUAACCUGCUGCGCCACAGUGUCAGCCCUGGAUGGAAGAUCUUUGUCUCUCUGCCUUCAAAUAAAAUGAAAAUAAACUUUUUUUUUUUUUUUUUUGACAGGCAGAGUGGACAGUGAGAGAGAGAGACAGAGAGAAAGGUCUUCCUUUGCCGUUGGUUCACCCUCCAAUGGCCGCCGCGGUCGGUGCGCUGCGGCCGGCACACCACGCUGAUCCGAUGGCAGGAGCCAGGAGCCAGGUGCUUUUCCUGGUCUCCCAUGGGGUGCAGGGCCCAAGCACCUGGGCCAUCCUCCACUGCACUCCCUGGCCACAGCAGAGAGCUGGCCUGGAAGAGGGGCAACCGGGACAGAAUCCGGCGCCCCAACCGGGACUAGAACCCGGUGUGCCGGCGCCGCUAGGCAGAGGAUUAGCCUAGUGAGCUGCGGUGCCGGCCUAAACUUUUUUUUUUUUAAAGUGUCUUAUUUGUAAAACUUAUUGAGUUAAUUAGCACAAAUUUAGCUAAAGAGCAAAGGCUUAUAUAUGCCAUCACCACUGGUCCCAGAGUAACUUUGAUACUACAAGGGCUUAAAGCCAGAUUUCAGAACUUUUGUUUCCCAAGCACCACUUUAAUGACAUCCAUGUGAGAGUGUCAGCCAUUAGAGAAGCCGCUGGGUUGGCAACCUGAGUGGUAGCUGGCAAUCAGCCAUCUGCUUAUUGCCUGAAUACCAGAGGUUCAGACACUGCAUAUAAAAUCCCUUUUGCUAACCUGAGAUCCAAAAGUAGAGACAACUAACCCACUGUGAGCAUUUUGCAUCUUAUUCCCAGAAUAAACUUGUGAGGUGGCAUCAUUUUGUAAAUGAGAAAUAGGCUCAGAUGAUGACCAAGUCUCAGUAACCUCCCCAUGUCCACACAGCACAGCUGGGAGGUAUGUAGAAUAGGCACUGAGACCCAUGACCAGGUGCCAAAGCACCACAGUACUGUCUCCAAGCAGAAAUACAUGGUACAGUAACAAGCUCACGGAAAAUGGAAUUAAUAGUUAAUUUUGGUGCCAAAAAAUCUGAAAUCUAUGCAUUUGAGGGGUCUUUAAAUGUUUUGUGGGGAAAACUGGUUUUAAAAUUUUCUUGCACCAAAAUGAACUUAAAUUCAUUUAUUUGAGAGCCAGAGACAGUAAAAAGCGCACCCAUCAGAUAGUUUACCCUCCAAAUACCUGCAACGGCUAGGAUGGGCCAGGGCCAAACCCAGGAGCCAGUGACAAUCCAGCUUCCCCAUGUGGGUGACAGGAAUCCAGUUACUUGAGUCAUCACCCCUGUCUCCCAGAGUCUGCAUCACCAGGAAGCUGGAAAUCAAGAACCAGAGCUGAAGUUGGGAAUCACCCAGUAUUCCAGUGUGGGAUGCAGGCUACAUGCCUGCCCUGAGCUUGUCUUCUCUUUUUUUUUUUUUUCCAGAAAAGGUUUGAAGUACUCUUAUAUCUUAAGAUAGUUGGAAUCUGAGUAGGGGAAAGAGCCUCUCAAGCAUGACUAUGUGGUACUCUAGAGUCAGAUGAUGCGGGAUCCUUUCCCCGUCCUCCUCACUCCCUGUGAGCAGGUCGAAAUCCUCUGAGCUCCAAUCUUUAUGUGCAAACUGACUAACCUGCCAUUUCUUUCCCUUGCUUCAGGUCUAUUGGAAGGAUCCAGUGAAAUAAUUUAAUCAAGAAUCAAGUGGUUUGGACUCGUGCCAUGUUCCAAGCUCUCCACUGGGUCCAGGGUGUACCCAGCAGACAGAAGAGGAGACCGCCUGUGCCCUCAAGGCUGUCAUGGUUAGGGGCUGAGAGGACAUGAGGAACACAGGUAAGUUAAAAUGCAGAGGGGACUGGGCAAAGGUUUCUUAAGGCAUUGACUGUAAAUAAAUAGACUGAUAAGUAAAUCUUGAUGAAAAUGAAUCACGUUGCCCAAUACAUGGUUAAGAGAGGGAAAAGUCAACAUUGAUACUGCAUGUGUGUAAGUUCUCCGUAUCAAGGGGCCGACACUGGCAUAGCAGGUAAACUGCCGCCUGCAGUGCCGGCAUCUCAUAUGGGCACUGGUUGGAGACCCAGCUGCUCCACUUCCGAUCCAGCUCUCUGCUAUGGCCUGGGAAAGCAGUAGAAGAUGGCCCAAGUCCUUGGGCCCCUGCACCCACAUGGGAGACCUGAAUGGAGUUCUGGAAGAAGCUCCUGGCUUCGGAUCGGCACAGCUCUGGCUUUUGAGGCAACUGGGGAGUGAACCAGCGGAUGGAAGACUGCUCUCUGCCUCUGCCUCUCUGUAACUCUGCCUUUCAAAUAAAAUAAAUAAAUCUUUUUUUAAAAAAAAUCCAAGAGGAGCAACUAAGAAGGGUUAUUUGGGCUUACAGUGGCCUCAGUAGGCUGGCGUCUGGCAGAGACUGGUGAUGGUGGACACGUGCAGAGGGACCGGCACUUGGGCCAGCAAGCAGGCUGGACUCAGCUUCGAUAAGCAGCCCUCUCAUGAGAACUACCUUUCAAAGGCCAAGCCCCCAGUGACCUACAGACCCCCCACUGAGUGGACCACCACAGUUAAAUCAAGUCUCCACCCCUAAUCCGUCAGCCUUUAUCCUUAGUCCAUUAACUGCCAACAUGAGACUUCAGGGUUCAACUGUCUGCAUGAGGCUGGUGAGCCAACUCUUGUUCAAGCCACAGCAGUGUCACUCCUGGAGUUACAGUGAACUCCUAUAAGCCAGUAAGAAAAAGACAACUAAUAAAAAAAAAAAAAAAAGGGCAACAGAUGUGAAUAGGAGCUUCUCCAAAGAGCAUCUCCAAAUGGUCAAUAAGUAUACAAAAAGGUGCUUACUCAUCAAGAAAAUGCAAGUUAAAACCACAUAGAGUAAACCACCAAACCCCCGCCACAGUGCCUAAAAUUAAGAGUGCUUGGGAGGAAGGAUGUGGAAAAACCAGAAGUUUCAUAUACUGCUGAUGGGAGUGUGAAUUGGCAGAAUCCCUUCAGGAAACUGUGUGGCAAUUUUUACCAAAAUUAUUCAUCUACCCUAUGACCCAGCAAUCCUACCCUACGUAUAAUUCCUAGAAAAUUAGUGCAUAGUUCCUUCAGAAUAUGUAGGUAAGAGUAUUCACAGAAGCAUUGUUUAUAAUGAACAAAAAUUGAAAAUAUUCUAAAUAUCCAUCAAGAGUAAAUUGUAAUAGAGUCAUACAAUGGAAUAAUAUUCAAUAGAAAAAAAAAAUAACCCGGCAGGCACCUCGGCUCAAUAGGCUAAUCCUCCGCCUGCAGUGCUGGCACCCUGGGUUGUAGUCCUGGUCGGGGCGCCGGAUUCUGUCCCGGUUGCUCCUCUUCCAGUCCAGCUCUCUGCUGUGGCCUGAGAGGGCAGCAGAGGAUGGCCCAGGUGCUUGGGCCCUGCACCCCAUGGGAGACCAGGAGAAGCAGCUGGCUCCUGGCUUCGGAUUGGCGCGGUGUGCUGGCUGAAGCACGCCGGCCGCAGCGGCCAUUAGAGGGUGAACCAACGGUAAAAGAAAGACCUUUCUCUCUGUCUCUCUCUCUCUCACUGUCCACUCUGCCUGUCAAAAAAAGAAAAAGAAAAAAAACCCCAAGAUAUAGGAUGGAUGAAUCUCACAAAUAGAGUAUUUUUUAAAAGAUUUAUUUUAUUUGGGCCAGUGCUGUGGCGCAGCGAGUUAACGCCCUGGCCUGAAGCGCCUACAUCCUGUAUGGGUGCUGGUUGGAGACCCGGCUGCUCCACUUCCAAUCCAGCUCUCAGCUAUGGCCUGGGAAAGCAGUGGAAGAUGGCCCAACUCCUUGGGCCCCUGCACCCGCGUGGGAGACCCAAAGGAGGCUCCUGGCUUCGGAUCGGCGCAGCUCUGGCUGUUGCAGCCAACUGGGGAGUGAACCAGCGGAUGGAAGACCUCUCUGUCUCUGUCUCUGUCUCUGUCUCUGUCUCUCUCUCUCUCUCUUCUUCUCCUCUCCUCUCCUCUUCCCUCCUCUGUGUAACUGACUUCAGAUUGGCUCAGCUCUUGCCUUUGCAGCCUUUUGGGGAGUGAACCAGCAGAUGGAAGAUUCUCUCUCUCUCUCUCGGUAACUCCUUCAAAUACAUAAAAUAAAUCUUAAAGAAAAAAAAGAAAAGCCCCGAUAGAAAUCAACACUGCAGAUAGUGGAUAAUGACAGAAGAGACACAGUGGAGACUUCUGGGGAUUUGGGGAUGUUUUGUGUCAAUCUGUGUGGUGUCCAACUGGGUGUGCAUGGAAGAAGUCAUCAGAUUUUAUAAUUAAUUGUAUGCAGUUUACUGCAUGUCAUAUACAUGUUUACAAAAUCUUGCCCCAUGAGAGCACAGAGGAAGAAGGGCCGCACUCUGAAUGAGGAAAUCAGGGAAGAAUUUCCUGGCGAUGUUGGAGCUGAUCUGAAGAGGAGCUUAUCCAGAGAAGUGCUGGGUCUCCCCGGCACGGACCACCAGGGAGCCGGCAGAACUUUGGCUUGACUGGGGCGCGAGACGACAUUGGCCUGGGCUGUGACUGAAUAAGCCAGACGGUUGCACACCCAGCCAGAGCGUGGCAGUGCAAGGCGGGUGACAAGGACAGAGGCUGCUCUGCUGCGCGCUCUUCUCCCAAGAGGCUGCACUGCGCGGGGUGAGGCAGCCGAGGCUGGGAGCCACGUGGCUUCGAGGAAGCACCGGGUGUGCUUUCAGGGCGCUCCAGUGAUUCACUGAGGCCGCUUGGCUCCCGUUUCCUUCCUCCGAGUCACAUGAAGAUGAGCCCAGGGUGGGUCAUCAGCAGGGAGCUGUCCAGGAGAGGAAGCUCCUUCCAUGGAGGCCCGUGGGCAGUGGUGUGGGAGCGCCCACUCACGCACGCACACGCGCACGGGCCUGGGUGACCUCUGCCUAUAUACCGAGCCUCCCUCCCCGGCUUCCGGAACAAACACCGUGAGCAGCCGGCCCUCAGAGGGCCUCGCCAGGCGCCGGUUCUCGCAUGCGGACGUUGGCUACUACUGGAGACAGGAUGGCUUGCACACGGACCUGCUCCCGCAUCCUGGGACUGAGUCUCGGGUCUGCAGCCCUGUGUGCCGCUGGGGCCAACCUGGCUCUCCUCUUUCCGAACUGGGAUGUGACCUACCUGCGGAGGGGCCUCAUUGGCAGGCAUGCCAUGCUGGGCUCUGGGCUCUGGGGAGGAGGCCUCAUGGUCUUCGCGGCAGCUACCCUUAUCUCCUCGAUGGGCUGGAGGGCCGGCUGCUUCAGUAAGAGUGGGCCCUGUCGAAACAUGCUUGCUGCCCUGCUAUCGAGCGGCCUGGCUUUGCUUGGAGCCUUGGUUUGCUUUCUCACUUCUGGAGUAGCCCUGAAGGACGGCCCAUUUUGCAUGUUCGAUGUCUCGUCCCUCAAUCAGACACAAGCUUGGACAUAUGGUUACCCUUUCAAAGACCUGCCUAACCGGAACUACCUGUACGACCGCUCGCUGUGGAGCUCUGUGUGCCUGGAGCCCUCUGAAGCUGUGGUUUGGCACGUGUCCUUCUUCUCCACCCUGCUGUGCAUCAGCCUCCUGCAGCUUCUCCUGGGGGUCAUUCACUUCAUCAACAGCCUCCUGGGCCUCUUGUGCAGCCUCUGUGAGAAGCAAUAGGUAAAGCCCCUUCACCCGCAUGGGUGCCUCAUGAGCGGCCUUGACCUCUCGCAGCAAGGCGUGGACAUGAACUGUGAACAAACUUCCCCUUCAGGGAUUCCUGUAAUCACAACAGUGGAGUGGAGUGAUUGCAAAACUCUCAGAUGAUACACUAAUGGGAGGCGGAAUCCACCGUUAUGGUUGUGUAGGAACUUACAGUGCCGAAAGGGUCCUGAGUGUGAUGUCAUUUCGGCCACUUGACAACCCCAAGAAAAUUGGCCACAUGUUACAGAUGGAGAAGCUGCGGCUCCCAGAAGGCAACAGACUUGCUACGCAAAAGCACACAGCCGGGUUAGGGUCAAGUCAAGUUCAUCAGUUGUUAUGAACUGAAUUGUUUUCCCAGGAAGUCAUGGGUUAAAGCCCUAAGCCCCAGUGUGACUCCACUUGGAGACAAGGCUGCCAGGGCGGUAAUGAAGGUUCAGUGAAGUCAUAAGAGGGCAACCGUGGUCCAAUGGGACGGACAUCCAUAUAACAGGACGAAGACAUAUCCGAUCAGAUGGCCAUGAGCAGCCAUCUGCAAGCCAAGGAACGAGACCUCAGUGGAAACCCAGCCUGCAGGCAUCUUGAUCUUCCAGCCUCUAGAACUGUGAAAAAAAAUUAGUUUCUACUGUCUAGGCCACUUAGUCCCUGGCAUUGUGUUGUGGCAACCCUAGCUCAUGAAUGCACCAAUGUUGUUUUCACAAGUGUUCGGUAGAAUUCAAUACACAGAAUACACUGAGUACCUACUAUGUGCCUGGUCCUGCCAUGCAUGUCGUGGUUGCAAAGGUGGCCAGAAUGGAGAGGUACCAGACACAGCUGUCAGGGACAGAAGGAGCCGAAGAAGUCUUGAAGUCCAUGUACAGUGUCCAGUAGGCAUUGCCUGUGUAUGUCUCAUAUAUCCCUGUUGGCUGAUUUAGUUUCAGGGUCGUGGCUGGGACAGGCCUGAUCCAUAAAAGCUCCCCCUGCAGGAAGAAGGACUGCCACCUUCCCACAAUUAGUGGAGAAUUUAAGGACAAUUACUACCUAGUUUUGGAUGUGUGAGGCUUGCACAUACGGACGCAUGCACACUCACACACAGUAACCAGGUCCUCACUCUUCAUGCCGACUCAGUCCUGCUUCCAAGGCUCAGCAGGACCCCGGGUGAGGAGGGUUCAUCCUCUGCACCAAGACGAUCCACAGUGGAGAGCUGACUUUUGCCUCCAUCCUUUGAGGAAUCUCAGACUGGUGUUACUGCAAAGCCUGAUAGGGCUUCAAAGACUCUGCCUCAGAGAGGCCGGUUGUUCUCACCUGCAGAAUAUGUAUCUGUAGGGUGACUCUGCCUGCAGCUGGCUGCUGGCACUUCUAGAUUUCCAAGAGGCCGGCACUGCAGCUCACUAGGCUAAUCCUCCACCUGCGGCGCCAGCACACCAGGUUCUAGUCCCGGUCGGGGCGCCGCAUUCUGUCCCGGUUGCCCCUCUUCCAGGCCAGCUCUCUGCUGUAGCCAGGGAGUGCAGUGGAGGCUGGCCCAAGUGCUUGGGCCCUGCACCCCAUGGGAGACCAGGAAAAGCACCUGGCUCCUGCCUUUGGAUCAGUGCGGUGCGCCGGCCGGCCGCGGCGGCCAUUGGAGGGUGAACCAACGGCAAAGGAAGAUCUUUCUCUGUCUCUCUCUCUCACUGUCCACUCUGCCUGUCCAAAAUAAAAAAAUAAAAAAAAAAUAGAUCUCCAAGCACACAAGCUCAGCAAUGGAAGUUGAGCGUUGGUGGGGGUUCAGCCUGGCCUUUAAGGUGCUGUUUAUCUGUCCCACGUGAGAGUACAUAGCUUUGAUUCCCAGCUCUGAUGGCGGUUUCCUGCUGAUGCAGACCCUGGGAGGCACAGUGAUGGCUCAAGUUGUUGGGUUCCUCCAAGUCUGGGGUAGGAGGCUUGGACUGGGUUCCUGUUACAGUUCUGGCUCAGCCCUGGCCAUUAGGGACAUUUGGGGAGUGAACCAGCAGGUGGGGACUUGCCCUCUCUUUCUGCCUCUUGCUGCCUCUCAAGCAAACAAACAAAUAAAUAAAAAUGGAAGUUGGGGAUGAAACUGACAGAGCCCUCCCUAAUUUUGAAGUGCAGUUCCACAGGUAGAGGUGCAACAUCCUGACUCCUAGAGAUGCUCUUAUCUGCUCAGACAGCUCACUUACCUUCUUCACAGUUUAACAUAAGGGACUGGAAGAGGAGGGACGGGAGAAGGGCCUUGGAGAGGCAAUGGGGCAAGGAGGGGAGGGGAUUGGAGGGAAGAAGUUCUGAAUUCAUUCUAUUCUGGGCCCUGUGGCUCUCCGUCCCCUCUCUGUUUUCCUUUUCCCCCAAAACACUGUGUCUGGUUCCUGUCUUGGCUUCCACCCAGGGUGCUGGGCUCGACACUAAUCUGUUCACCAGGAUAAUGUUAUGGAAAUAUUUUGUUAAUAUGAAAAGCUGUCUUGUACCUCAUGUGUGCCUUCUUGACUAUCAUCCUGGGGUGACAGCCAUAAUUGCUUAUUCAUAAUCCUGGCCAGAGAGAGCCAGGCCCGUCUUCAGGACAGGUUGCCCUUCAGCUCUCAGCUUGGAGUGCAGGUGUUUGGAAGAUAAGGGCAUUUCUCAUGGACGUGGUGUCCACCAGUGUGGUUCAGAAGAUGAAUGAGGUACUCAAUCCAGCACACACUCAUGGACUGGACUCUUCUUCUGUGCCACAACUGGGGCAGUGGGCGAUCUUCCAACGGAAGUGAACAUUACACGAUAGGAACGCAUCCGUAUUACAUUCCUAAUUUUGAUGGUUGUAGUCUUGUUAAGUAGGAGAAUGUCCUUGUGGCAGGAAACACAAAAGCACUGGAGGUGAUAGGCUUAGCAAAAUUCAGUCAAAUGGUUUAGGGGAAAAAUGUUCCUGUGUUCCCUACAUUUCAGAUUGUUGCAAAGUUUUUUAAAAUUCAGGGGAAGCAAAUAAAAGCCUGUUCCCAGGAAAAUUGCAAGGGGAAAAAAACUAUAAGGAUCACAGUUUUUGCUACAACUUCUCAACUCUAUUUCAGGGGUAGAUAUCCUCACAAGAGUGCAUAUUGUUAUAUAUUGUAUACUGUCAAUUGCUAUUACAUUGAUAUAAUUACAUAAUUAUACAAAUUGUACAACUCAGGUACACAAUCCAGUGCUUCCCUUCAGCUCUGUAACACCCUGCUCCUAUGGUUAUACCAAGUGGCGCUGUAGUAAAAACUGGCUUAGUCCAUUGCUCCCAGCCAACUCUGUCCAUCUUUUAAGGCAAGGCCUUAGCUUUGUUCAUUUUUGUUUACCUAGCCCCAGCACAGAUAGUAAAUUAAAUGUUUGUUGAAUUGAA
Oryctolagus cuniculus (rabbit) is the source of this 9140-nucleotide messenger RNA. The record is from RefSeq and is a predicted model, not a curated record. Lineage: Eukaryota; Metazoa; Chordata; Mammalia; Lagomorpha; Leporidae.